Molecule: messenger RNA, 3236 nt
Organism: Malaya genurostris
Lineage: Eukaryota; Metazoa; Arthropoda; Insecta; Diptera; Culicidae
Product: elongation of very long chain fatty acids protein 7-like
Exons: 5
Coding region: 530-1348 (272 amino acids)
Biological process (GO): fatty acid elongation, saturated fatty acid; fatty acid elongation, monounsaturated fatty acid; very long-chain fatty acid biosynthetic process
Cellular component (GO): endoplasmic reticulum membrane
Molecular function (GO): fatty acid elongase activity
Source: RefSeq, a predicted model, not a curated record
UCGAUCAUUCGAUCACCGUCGCCGAUUUUUCUUUUUUAACGAUCGCUUCGUGGAUUGAUGGCGGUCGAAUUUUGCCUUCCCGCGUGCUUCUGAACGACAAACUUUAGUACUUAUCAAAGGAGAGUGGCGUACGGAUGCGCGUCGUUGUAUCUCUGCAAGCUUAUACAACAGCUCAGACAUAUCGCGUCGUGGUUUCGGUGUGCUUCCGUAGUUCCAUUUGUCUCUGGGCUCCUCCGAUGUGCAUGCUUUUUGGAUAGACGUCGUAGCUGGUGCAAGAAGUCGCGUGCUGCAUGUGCCAAUCUUUCUGCGAUUCUAACCGUUUUUAACGUUUCCUCGUGCAUUCAAUCCUGUUUUUAAGUAUUAUAUGAGUGUCAAUGAUGAAUAACAUCGAGUGGUUUAGAAGGUACUAGGCACAUCAUUCCUAAAGACGACAAUUCCAAGAAAUAGCUUGCUAGUGUUACUUUAGUUUGUCAGGAGAGUUUGAGUAUAGUGGUUCACGUGGCAAGAAGAUAUUUAUACAUUCGUAGCAAUGGAUAUUCUCCAUCAAAUGAACUUAACGGAUUUUACGUUGUAUGAUUUAAUCAACGUGAAAGGAGUUGAAGACACCAUUGACAAAUAUCCGCUGAUGGCCUCACCGGUACCGGGUUCGAUACUGAUAGCGAUCUACCUCUACUUCAUUUACAAAUGGGGUCCAAACUUUAUGGAAAAUCGAAAACCAUUCGACUUGAAGUUUGUUAUAGCAGCUUAUAAUAUCUUCCAAGUCAUAGCUUGCUCUUAUUUGGUGUUGAAUUAUAUUAAAGUGGGAUUCGAAUUUAGUUUCAUCGGAAGAUGCACUCCAAAAUUGCCUGUCCAGGAGUACGAACAUGGAUACGACGCUGUCUACUAUGGUUGGCUCGCGAUGUGCCUGAGAAUGGUGGAGUUCAUCGAAACGGUCUUCUUUGUUCUCCGCAAGAAGCAGAAUCAGGUGUCAGCGCUUCACGUCUAUCAUCACAUUAGCACCUUCCUAAUAGUAUGGUGGAGUCUCAAAUUAAGUUUAUCAUACCAGGAAAUGUCAAUCAUGGUGCUUAAUUCGAUAGUUCAUAUCAUCAUGUAUUCGUACUAUCUAUUAUCAGCGUAUAAAAUGUUUCGCCCGGUGACAAAUCGUGUGAAACCCAUCAUCACUAUCAUUCAAUUGGCUCAGCUGGUGACAAUGCUAGUUCACGUGUAUGCGGCACUGGAACCGACCUGUACUGCAAACAAGUUCAUCUACAUGCUCCACGCCAUCAAUCUCGUCAUCCUGAUCAGUCUGUUCACCAACUUCUACAUGCAGACCUACAUCAAGAAGAGUCGUAAAGUUAAACAAAGCUAACGAGCAAGAGCCUUCUCUAAUGCGUUGUACCACUUUAUCUAUAUAGCAUUUACAUUAGUCAUGUUUGCCGAUUGGUUAUAUUUUUUUUCGUCGACCAGAGUAACCAAUAGAAGAAAAAGUGAAAUUUACAAGUCAAUAUUUAAACAUCAACUAAGCGCUACACUGAUGCAAUGGCCUUGCAUUGCAGUAUCGCACGGCGAUCUCAAAUGUUUCGUUUCUAAAGUUGACGGGAUCCUCAUCCGAUUCAUUGAGUCUAGGAACGAUUCGGUACAAAUGGUACCGAUGAUGUUGAAGACUAGGGAUUAAUGUAAACGCUACUCAAUUUUCUGCCACAGUGAAUGCUUCAACAAAUGGUUAUUUCUAGUUAGGUAUAAGUAAUACAAUAAAUUAUUCGAAUCAAAAUAAAUCCCAAAUAUCACAUUACCUUCUAUGACAACCAUGUACGAAAAUGACACAGUAUAGCAGUAUGUUACUAAUUAUUCCUAAUUUUGUGGCAAUCUCAGCCUAGCCAAUCUAUUAGUAUCAAUAUAGAUUCAGUACACCUUCUCUUUCUAGCUAUCUAGGUUGACUGAUAUUACGCAUUCAUCCAGGUGAUUGGUAGUGGAUUCAAAAUAUUCACACUUAAUAAUAUAGUGUUGUACGAAUAAUGUUGUAUAAAUUUUAUUAUCUGCCAAAAGCUACUUCCCCAUAGAUUCUUUCUUAAUAUUCAGCAAUAUCUAAGGAUCACAACAUAAGUGUAGUUACUGCGGUGUUCUGAUGACAGUAGAGUGCCGCAGAGCACUCCACCGUUUAGAAAAACCUUCAAUAUCAGAGGCUCACUGCCGGCAAUAUUGGCGUUCAACACCGAGAGAACAAAAUUUUCUGUACAACAUGAGAUCAUGUAACCUAAGUCCUCUAAGUCCUGACUAUACACUAAACAAAAUGUAUAAGUUUUGUUAGUGUGUAGAUUUCCGACACAAAGUAUCGUAAAUUAAUUAUAAAUAACGAAUCAAAAUAUCUCGGGGACUCAUGGUCAGUACGAGUACUUUUUACACAUCGCAGUGAAUGUGGAAUGAAGGGCGGAAAACAAACAAAAACGAGCGAGAGUUUCGAUAAAAAAUGUUUUAAAAUUUGAGAAUUGCGAAUUCUUUAAUUGCCGGUUGAUAAUUACGGAAAGGUAGAGAUAUAAGAUGGACAUGUUGUUUAGCAAACUAUCAUCAAAGAUUACCGUAAUUCGAACUCGUAAAUUUCCGAUAACCAAUGGUACGACAUAAUAGUGCUCUAUAGAAACAUGUCACACUAAGAAAAUUCAAUCUAAAUUAUAGCGAGAUUGUGUAAAUAUUUUAUUCAAUAUUUAACAUCAGACGAAAAUAAUGAUGAAGAAUGAAGAAUAAAAAGAGAUACACAGAUAGUUUUAAGUUUAAGUUUCACAUAUACAUGAAUAAAAAAUGACACAUAAAUAUGCAAGGGCAAAAAAAAUUCACGUUCGUAUUUAUCCAGUGCAGAAUUCGUCAUUUGUUUAGCAUUUUGAUUGGGAAGUGUCGAAUGGAUGCUAAAUGACUUAUAAUUAAUGCCGUAAAGGUCGAUGUUCGAUCUAGUCAAAAAGUUUAGGAAAAGCACACUACAUAUCUUUUACGGUCAUUCAUGCCGAAUAAAAAACCACCACCAUGGAACUGAAAAAGGUAAAUCCGAUGUUAUAGAUUUAGUGAGAUUGAAGUAUCAAAAUACGCAAACUUAACUAUUGAUAUAAUAAACUUAUAUCGGGAAAUAUGUAUAUUCAAUUAGUUAAGUAGAUCAGGGUAUUACAUUCCGAUGCGGAGUUUGUCUUUUUUUUUCUUCAAAAGACUUUGCGACCGACUCGCCAGUUUACUGUACAAUUGCAUUCUAUUGAAAUACUCUGAGUCACCGA